Molecule: messenger RNA, 1299 nt
Organism: Gavia stellata (red-throated loon)
Lineage: Eukaryota; Metazoa; Chordata; Aves; Gaviiformes; Gaviidae
Gene: CDK15
Product: cyclin dependent kinase 15
Exons: 13
Biological process (GO): protein phosphorylation
Cellular component (GO): nucleus; cytosol; cytoplasm
Molecular function (GO): ATP binding; cyclin binding; cyclin-dependent protein serine/threonine kinase activity
Source: RefSeq, a predicted model, not a curated record
AUGUUGUGUGUAAGCACUGUCAGAUGAGGAUGCUGCAGCUGCUGUUCAGAAAGAAGGGGCACCCAACAUAUCCAAGGCCUUCAGCACAUGGAAGCAGCGUCUACAGUAGAGCUGUUGGAUGUAACCACAGCACCCCUUCUUCUACCGUCACUGCAGCCCCUGCAGCUCCACAGCCUCCAGAGUUGGAGGUGCAGGAUGCAGAGUCCUUGGAGUUACCUUGAUCCUUUCCAGGAGCAGGAUGUUGUGGAGAGCUUCAAAUAGCAGAGACAAGGCAUCCUGUUUGGAGCUUCCACAUCCUAUGUACAUCUAGAAAAGCUGUGUGAAGGAUCCUGUGCAACUGUGUAUAAGGGGAUCAGCAGGAUCAACGGCCAGUUGGUGGUGUUGAAAGUGAUCAGGCUGGAGGCAGAGGAGGGGGUGCCCUUUACAGCCAUUCGGGAAGCUUCUCUUCUCAAGGGUUUGAAACAUGCCAACAUUGUACUGCUUCAUGACAUUAUCCAGACCAAGGAGACACUGACAUUUGUCUUUGAGUACAUGCAUACAGAUCUAGCACAGUACAUAGGCCAGCAUCCUGGAGGACUUCAUUUGUGCAAUGUUAUGCUCUUCAUGUUCCAGCUUUUGUGCGGCCUGGCUUACAUCCACCAACAACACAUUCUUCACCAUGAUCUGAAACCCCAGAACUUGCUCAUCAGUUGCCUUGGUGAGCUCAAAUUAGCCGACUUUGGCCUUGCUUGUGCCAAGUCCAUCCCCAGACAGACAUACUCCUCUGAAGUGGUGACACUCUGGUACCAUCCUCCUGAUGUGUUGCUUGGAGUUACAGAUUAUUCUCCCGAUCCAGAUAUCUGGAGUGCAGGCUGUGUAUUUGUUGAAAUGAUCCAGGGCCAGCCAAUAUUUGCAGGAACUUCUGGUACUCAUGAACAGCUGUCGAAGAUCUGGGCAGUAUUGGGGGUCCCAACUGAGGACACCUGGCCAGGACUGUCCAAGCUCCCAAACUGUAAGCCAGAACUGGUUGCUUCCAGGAGGCCUCAGAGACUCCGAGUCGUCUGUGACAGGCUGAGCAGGGUGCCAGCAGCAGAGGAUUUGGCCUCCAGGAUGCCUACAGCCUUCCCUCAAGACCGGAUCUCUGCGCAAGAUGCAAUUCUUCAUGGCUUCUUCAGCCCUCUGCCUCCUCAGCUCUGUCAGGUUCCUGCUGGACAAUCAGUGCUCACAGUCCCAGGAGUGAGACUGCAACCUGAAAUCUGUGACCUGUUUGCUUCUUACCAAAAAGGCCAUCUCUUAGGAGGUUCAAGCAAGUUUUGGUAG